GGUACCCGAAACUUUUAACUUCUAAAGUAGGUAGCCAACAGCUGGAGGUGGCGGCUGGCAAGGGUGCCUGAUUGAGGUUACAUAGUGGUUGUAACUGCAGCAGCAAGCUUAGAUUCUAGAAGGCCAAGAGGCACACGUCCCUUGUAGCUAGCAAGUCUCUUAUAUUAUGUAAAGGCGCAGCGCUCUAAUCAUUGACCACCGGACUCCUGCCUGCAAGUGCCAGUGCCCGCCACCGGUGCAAUUCGAUUCAGGACGAAGCAGGUUGGCUGUGUCGCUGGCAGAAUUGACGUGAUUGUAACAAGCUGAGGCUGUCGGGCUGCCCUGCAGCUCGCUAAUGGCUGCAGGGUGGGCCCAGAAUGUAAAAGCCCUGGCGUCCAAGCUCAGAUCCCAGUGGAUAGAUGGCAAGUGGAUUGCUCCCAAAAUCAAGGCCAGGGAAGCCGCCAAGCUGAAGCGGGAAACACUCCUCUCGGGCAGAGAAUGGCCUCACGAUCCCCCCCGGAAGGAAAUGAAGAAUAUAAUGAAGGGCCACAAACACGACAGGAUCGCUGCGGAGCGGCGGAAGAAGAUUGAAGAAACCAUGGCCAGGAUGCCACAGAUCAUCGCAGACUUUAAGGCGAAAAAGGCUGCAGAGAAACUUAAAGCAAAGAAAAAGGACUGAAGGCCUGGCGAGCGGGCUCGCCACACGGAAGUGCUCUUGGUCAGAGCCCUGCUAACAUUUUUGAGAGAGUUGUGGCUUUACUUGAUCGAGUUGCAGAUCAUGAACCUUAGAUCCAAGAGCGAACUCUCAGAACUCUGAGUAUUGAUCUACAGGAUCAAUGUACCGUCAUGCACUGAUUAGAACUUCCGAUCAAAGCCCGCGCAUGUGUAGAAAAGCCUCCCAGGUGAUGUCAAUGAAAACAGCAACUGAUCAGUGCCAGGGUCGCAUGUGGAUUUGACAAUGACUCAUGAGGAUCAACUUCAAAGCGUCUGCUCGAGCACCGAUAUAGUGCGCGCAAUAAGCUAGAUCCGAUCGUGCAUG
This is a messenger RNA of Klebsormidium nitens, 1018 nucleotides long. The record is from the annotation of a GenBank genome assembly. NCBI's taxonomy places the organism in Eukaryota, Viridiplantae, Streptophyta, Klebsormidiophyceae, Klebsormidiales, Klebsormidiaceae.